AACGCUGAAAAUACAUUAUUCGACGUGACUUAAUUGAUUUAGGAAGAUGAAUUCUUUGAAUGAAUUUGAUCCUGUGAAAUAACUAAAGCAUGCAGAGGAAGAAACCCUUGAGGAAUUUAUGCGCAAUUCGAUUUGUCACGCUACAAAAAUGUGAGCGACGUUCAAUCUUUUCAAAAACUGCAAUUCCCGCAAGCAAUAUGUCACGUCAGGAAUUUGAAUCAGCUGAUCUGAAAAGUGGAGGUUUGAGAAGGAUUUGAUUUAUUGCCAGCUCGUUGGGCAUCAAAACAUCUUGCACGAAUGGAUAGAAAUCACAGUGCGUUGACGGAGGACAAACAUAAUGGUGAACGAGAGCGUGGGCUACACGGAUGAGCAACGAUGGAACCAAUCGGCUGCAGAGGACCAACGAAACCUGGAAAUCGAAUUCCUACCUUCGUGGAGUGAUCUCGUACUCGCAGCUUUGUUCUCGAUCCUCAUUGUCGUCACCAUUGUUGGCAACACGCUGGUGAUCGCCGCAGUAAUUACGACGAGACGACUGCGGUCCGUCACUAAUUGUUUCGUGUCCAGCCUGGCAGCUGCGGAUUUAUUGGUUGGUCUGGCAGUGAUGCCACCAGCCGUACUAUUGCAACUAAAUGGUGGUUCCUGGAAACUGGGUGAAAUUCUAUGCAUAGCUUGGGUCUCUCUGGAUGUUCUUUUGUGUACAGCCAGCAUCCUCUCGCUAUGCGCUAUAUCCAUAGACAGGUACCUUGCUGUGACGCAGCCCCUAAUCUACAGUAGACGACGAAGAAGCAAGAGACUGGCGGCAUUGAUGAUAGUCGUCGUUUGGGUCUUGGCAGGGGCCAUAACUAGUCCACCUUUAUUAGGCUGUUUUCCACAGGCCACAAAUCGAGACAGCACAAAAUGUUCAUAUAACAUGGACUCAUCCUACGUCAUAUUUUCAGCAAUGGGAUCCUUUUUUAUUCCAAUGCUCGUUAUGCUCUAUGUCUAUGCCAGAAUUUCCUGUGUUAUCGCUGGAAGGCACAGGAACCUAGAGGCAACUGAAAGCGAAAACUUUGGGCGUCGUCGUCCUUUGAUAAGUAAACGGACGAAAAGCAUAAUAAAGAAGAACAAGUCAGAUGUAAAUACAGCUUCAGAGGGCACUGUUGAUAAUUUUGAUAAGUCUGCUAACCAAUCCGAGGCUGCAAGUACAUGCAGAAAGCUUGGAACUAUUCGUACUCAUCAUCAUAGUUGCAUCAACAGGGUAACCCGGGAAACAAAGACUGCUGGUACUUUAGCGGUGGUUGUAGGCGGGUUUGUGGCCUGUUGGCUACCAUUCUUCAUCCUUUAUUUAAUCACUCCUUUUCUUCCUAUGGAGCCUUCGAAUAUUCUCAUGCAAGGUCUCACGUGGUUAGGUUGGAUCAAUUCAGCUAUUAACCCUUUCAUAUAUGCCUUCUACUCGGCUGACUUUAGACUAGCAUUUUGGCGACUUACCUGCCGCAAGUUUUGCGGAAGCAGAACUCCAUUAAAUCAAGUCGAUCGCAAUAUUCCACCGCCUGCCAGCUGGAGAAAGGAAACAUCAAAAACUUGAGUCAUGGAAACUAAAGUGUGAUUUGAAAUAUAAAUAUGCGGAAAUUUGUUGUUCACCAUUCAAUACGAGCAUCAGUUGUGAUUCCUUAAGUGGAAAAAGACACCGAUUAAGUGGAAUCGAAAAGAUUGAUCAGACUACUGUCAUGAGGAAUGGAGAGAAGAAAAGUGAAAACUUGAUGAGAGCAAUUCACAGAAUAAGAGCUUUUUGAGAAUAAUUAAAAUGAUAAUAGAAAAAUUUUUUUAAAUAAUCUAGAAAAUAAUGUGUAAGUUUAGGUGUGACUGAAUAAAAAUAUGUACCUUCUUACCAAACUCAAACUUGCUAUCGACCUGCUUUACCACAUUUUCUAAGACAUUUU
Molecule: messenger RNA, 1919 nt
Organism: Belonocnema kinseyi
Lineage: Eukaryota; Metazoa; Arthropoda; Insecta; Hymenoptera; Cynipidae
Product: tyramine receptor 1-like
Exons: 8
Coding region: 338-1564 (408 amino acids)
Biological process (GO): adenylate cyclase-activating adrenergic receptor signaling pathway
Cellular component (GO): membrane
Molecular function (GO): G protein-coupled receptor activity
Source: RefSeq, a predicted model, not a curated record